CGCUGCUGAAGUAUCACUUACUCUUAAAAAUGCCGGAAUCGAGGCUUUCAAGCCUGAGGAGUAUGGUGACUCUAUCAACAUUACGCGAACUUUCACGCAAGCUGGAGCUUCUUCAUAUAAAAUCAAGAAUACUGGAGGAAAAUUGGUCUCAAGCGCCCGGAGCGAAUUGUCAGCCAUACUAGACCAUUUUCAGAUUGACGUCGAUAAUCCAAUGAAUAUCCUCACACAAGGCGAGAAGUACCAACUUAAAGAAGAAUACGAGAUCAUUCGCGAGAAUUGUGGCAAAACUAGUGCAAUCCUCGGGCAGAAACGUUCAUCCAUCGAGGAACUGGAGGAAAAGUAUAAGGAGGUGUCGGGACGUCAUGAAAAGGCGCAAGGGCUGAUCAAUUACCAGAGAGCUAUCGAUGCGCUCAAGGCAGAACUGGCAUGGGCACACCUGGCAGAGAAAGAAGAACAAUUGGAAAGUGCCGUGGUCGACAAGGUCGAUAAGCAGAGCAAAGUGACACAGUUGGAGGAAAAAAUAGUCGCGGCGCAAGUCCUUGUCAGUGAAAACGAAGCAAAGGUGAAUGAGCAAGACACCAAAGCGAAACAAGCAGCGACCCCAGAUGCUCUUCGGGCACAAAUGAAAGGUGUCAAUGAAAUGAUUAGCCAGAAUAAGCACGACUUGCGCAAUGCUAAGGUUUGUGGAUCAAUAGGGGUCCCCUUUACGCCUACCGUUGACACGAAUAUUUUUGUUCAGCGCGAUUUCAUUAAUAUCAAAGAGGAGCUCAAAGGUGUGAGGGAUAAGAUCAAGAAUAACAACGAAGAAUUGGAGGAGCAGAGACAACGCCUUGCUCGAGAUGGCGAGAGGGAAGCCAUCCGACGUCGUGUAGAAGAAGCACAACAAACCUUCGAGGAGGCAAGGCGUGCGCAUACGGAUGCUGGGCAGGCUGUCGAGGGCCUGAAACAAGAGCUAGAAAGUGAUCGCCGAGCUUUGCAAGAGGCGGAUCGGGAGUUCACCAAUCUCAGAAAUAGGGUAGGCGACUGCGACGCCAACGUCAACCGUCUUCAACGAGUAGCCACAGGAAGUGGAGGUCCUGCCAUGUAUGGUGAUCAGAUGCCGGAAAUAUUGAGAGCUAUCGAUAAUGCUCAAUGGAGGGGCCAAAAACCAGUGGGCCCAUUGGGCCUCUACGUUAAGCUUAGGGAUAACAGAUGGGCAAAUACUCUCCGAGUUGGCAUCGGGAACCUGUUGGGCAGCUUUGCAGUCACCGAACAUGCAGAUCGUAACCAACUCAAGAGGAUCCUUGACCAAAGAGGAGCCUCUGGUGAACCUCCUGCGCAGCUACUCACUGUGCUCAGAGUCCUUGACAUAUCUCAUGAAUGGGUUACUCGACUUCUUAUUAAUGGUAGGGGCAUUGAACGCUUAGUGCUUGCCCAAGAUCGCGGAGAAGCGGAGGAUAUCCUCAAGCGGCACCCUAAAUAUACGGGAUCACGCGGUUUUGAUACAGCCCACAGUGAUGGAGGAGGUCAAACAGCUAGUCUCGGUAAACUUCCCAAUGAUUUUAGGCGACUGCUGUUCCCCGAACGGAGCAUACAAGAAGAACUUAAAAAUGCCCAAGAAGAGAUGAGCAACUGUCAAAUGGAAUGUGAAGAAGCGACUCGACGCAAAAGGGAAGCAGAGUCCUCUUUCCGCAACAAAGAAUCACAAUUGAGGGAGUGCCAGCAAAACGAAAGGCGAUGCCAUGACGCGGCAAGACAAGCCCAUAUGGCAUUGCAAUCUGUCAAAGCGAAUGAUGUUCAGGAAACGCCCAUCAAUCUAGCCGCACUAGAGGUCUCAGCAGAAGAAUUGCGUACUGAAGAAGAAGGGCUUACCCGACAACUUGAAUCAUGCGCCGACACAGUUGCAGAGAUAGAAUCUCGGAACCGGCCUUUAGUCGAACAAGCCAGUGGCCUUCGUAAUGAUAUAGCAAGUUUCGAGGCCAAUCGAAGAACUCUCGAGGUCGAGAUGAAUGAAGUAGUCACGGAGCUACUCAAAUCUCAAAGAGAGCUAUCACAUUAUCAGAAUAAACUCGAAGAGGCAAAACAGGAUGUCCGCAAGGCCGGGACGGCGCAAGACCAAAUCGAAACGGACUAUAAGAAUCCUAGGCGGUCUACAGUCAUUGACAAGGAGCUAAAAGCAAAUCAAGCUUCAUUGGAUAGGGCAAUACAAGAACAAGGACAGACGGUCGAGGAGAUCGAGGCUGAGUUGAUCCGUGCUAGGGACACCUGGACCAAGGCAAGGGAUGAAUAUAGGGACAUGAGUAACCUUGUUCGU
Messenger RNA from Acaulospora colombiana, 2293 nucleotides. The record is from the annotation of a GenBank genome assembly. Lineage: Eukaryota; Fungi; Glomeromycota; Glomeromycetes; Diversisporales; Acaulosporaceae.